AUGAAAAGCUGGAUUAUACUGCUGGCUAUUGCAGUCAGCACAGAAGAAGCACAAAAGCAGGACAUCUGUACCCAAGCAUAUCCUGGCAUUCCUGGCAAUCCUGGGCACAAUGGCAUACCUGGUCGUGAUGGACGUGAUGGCUCAAAAGGCGACAAGGGAGACACAGGGGAAGCAGGACUUCCUGGCACUCCAGGGAAAGAUGGUGCAAAUGGAGAAAAAGGACAAAAAGGAGCCAAUGGAACUGUUGAAGAGAAGGGGAACAAAGGAGAUAAAGGAGAAAGAGGACGACCUGGGAAACUAGGACCAAAAGGAAUUAUAGGGUCAGUGGGUUACAAAGGUCAGAAGGGAGAGCUGGGACUGCAAGGACAAAAGGGGUUAAAAGGAGACAUUGGGCCCAUAGGUCCAAAAGGGACAAAGGGUGAAAUUGGACAUCCUGGAAUAAUUGGUUUGCCAGGGCCAGUUGGCCCCAUUGGUAAUCCGGGUCCUAAAGGUAAUACUGGAGAUCUGGGGCCACCGGGCAGUCCAGGAAUUCAGGGGGAGAGAGGCUUGAAAGGAGACAGAGGAGACAAGGGAAACACAGGUGCCCCAGCAGUUCUGCCAAGGAGUGCUUUCAGUGUAGGCCUUACAGCUGCCACCAAGUUCCCUCCCCACAGUCACCCAAUCAAGUUCGACAAGGUGCUUUAUAAUGGCCUAAGUGACUAUAAUCCAGUUACCGGCAAAUUCACCUGCAAAUUCUCUGGUGUUUACUAUUUCACCUACCAUAUCACUGUCUACUCGAGGAAUGUCCGAGUAGCUCUAGUCAAAAACGGGAUCAAGAUGUUGCACACCAUGGAUGGAUACCAGGGUGCUGAGGACCAGGCGUCGGGAGCUGCCAUCCUUCAGCUACGGGCAGGAGAUGAGGUGUGGCUGCAGGCUCACCGAGGAGAGAGCUUCAACGGGCUGUUUGCAGAUGCUGAUGAUGAUACCACCUUCACUGGGUUCCUCCUGUUCAGCACCUCUGAGAUGCCGGAACUCACAGCAUGAAGCCACGCUGUUAAUCUGUGACUUGAGUCAAUUGUUGUCUGAUUUCUGCUCACCCAAAUCUUACUGUUCAAAGAGGUGGAGGUUCUUUAUGAAACUCAUGGAAUCAUA
Centrocercus urophasianus (Greater sage-grouse) is the source of this 1131-nucleotide messenger RNA. RefSeq names its product complement C1q and tumor necrosis factor-related protein 9A-like. NCBI's taxonomy places the organism in Eukaryota, Metazoa, Chordata, Aves, Galliformes, Phasianidae. The record is from RefSeq and is a predicted model, not a curated record. Gene Ontology annotation, molecular function: protein binding. The transcript is spliced from 3 exons. Bases 1 to 1023 code for a protein of 340 amino acids.